Molecule: messenger RNA, 1110 nt
Organism: Lobosporangium transversale
Lineage: Eukaryota; Fungi; Mortierellomycota; Mortierellomycetes; Mortierellales; Mortierellaceae
Exons: 1
Coding region: 1-1110 (369 amino acids)
Source: RefSeq, a predicted model, not a curated record
AUGACUUCGAGGAAGCAUCUACAAGAAUCAUGGAGACAUUCGUCCGGUUUCUUGAAUGAUGACGCGAACAAAUAUGCCUUUACAAAUAUCUCCACACUAAAGCUUCACAAGCUCAAGCUCAACAUAACCAACCCUCCGCAUUCGCACACAGUAUCAUAUUGCCUUGGUGUGUUGACUAGGAGAUGCCCAGAAUUGCAGUCAUUGAAAUAUUAUGGAUGUGACGAGGACGACGAUGGAGUUGAUGAUAUUGGCGGGAAUAAGCUACCUUUGUACGAUAGAUUCUACAGGACAGCAUUCCUUCAGCAACCCUGGGUAUUCAAAAGGUUGUCCAGUCUAUUCUUCCCCGCCACAUAUAUAAAGGACGAAGAUAUGGCAGCAAUUCUUAGGCAGAUGACUAUGCUAAAACAACUCACCAUUUCGGAGCUUCUAUUUAUUUUUUCUGACCCUGCUGAUGAUUUGGAUGAUUUCGGUCAGCUCUCUAUCCGGGAAUUGCUAGCAGACAAACAAAUGACAUUGAAAAAUGGGCACAUGGUACAAGAGACAAGGUUCCGGAGGCUAUGUGAGACAAUCGAGGAAAUAACGUUUGAUGUAUACGGCUUCAAGGCGGAUGGUAUUAUGCAGACGAUUUUAUCCAAUUGUCCAUGCCUGAAACGACUGACAGGACCUAGAAUCACGGUGACAGAAAUUGUCAAUGGUGCAGAAUGGGUCAGCACCGAGUUGACUGACCUGAACAUCUAUCUCAAGGCUGACGUUGAUCAAGAAACGCCGGAAGGCAUGGAGAAGCAGCGCAUUGUGUUUAGACAGCUAGGGAAAUUGACCCGAUUACGCUCCCUUGAUCUGGUAGCACAGCGGUGUAACACGGAUGGUAGAACACAGACGCUGGACUUGACGCUAAGAGCGAGUUUAGAUGAACAAGCUAAUCUGAAGAAUCUAGAGAAGUUAGCGUUCAAGUCCGAUGCAUCUCAACGGAUGCAACUAGAGGAUGCGACAUGGAUCGUGAACAAUUGGCCAAAACUUAAAGAGUUGCAAGGCUCCAUGAACAACUCAGUUGUAUGCGAUUCGAUAGUUGCCGUACUUCGGUCGCGUGGAUCCUUGUCGUUCCGAUUAUAG